AUGACAUCGAUUAUUUCGUUGCUGCAGGAGAUAGUACCAAAGCUGGAUAGGGGCGAGAGGAAGGGGGGAGAGGAUGCGAGGGGUGGAAGGGAGGGAGGAGAGGAGGAGGGGGCCGGAAGCAAGGUGGGAGAGGAGGGGGGCGGAAGCAAGGGGGGAGGUGAGGAGGGGGAUGCGCAAGAGGCGGGUAGCAAGGGGAAAGGAUUGUUGGAGCAAGAGGAGGAGGGAGAGGAGGAGGGAGAGGAGGAGGGAGAGAAGAAGCAGAAAGCAGAUGAACCACCAUGUGAACCCGUAGGGAAACCCUUGGAGGGACCUUUGGGUUUGGGCGCAGGUGGGGGGUUGGGGCAGAGGCGUAGGGUGGUAGCAGCAAGUGCGUCAGGUGCUCUGAAGGGGGAUUUGGCAGGAGGGAGAGGUGGGGACGGGUCAGGUUUGGCAGCUGGUCCUGAGGAGGGAUCCUGUGGUGGUGCUAAGGGUGAGACUCAAGGGGAGGGGAGUAGAGGCGAAGGGGAGUUGGGGGUGCCUGGGGUUGAGGGUUCUGCUGGGAUUGGUCUGGCUUUGCUGCUGGAGGGGCGUGGAGGAGGGAAGGAGGGAGAGGAGAGUGGGGGAGGAGGGGAAGGGGAAGGACGGGAGGAAGUGGAGGAGAGAGGAGGGAUUGAGGGGAGGCGGGAAGGAGAGGAGGAACGGUUGGAAGAGGUGGGGGAGAGGGCAAGGGACGAAAAGAUGCAUGGAGUGUUUGGGGUGCAGCCUUUUGAGGCUUUUCGCUCAAUCGUUGUUGCUUGUCUUCUUAACCUCUUGCCUCCUCCUCCCUUCUCCCUCCCACCUCCUCCCUCCCACCUUCUCCCUCCCACCUCCUCCGUUCCGCCUUCUCCCAUUCACCCCGUGCAGCCGGGCAAUCGCAAGUGGGCAAAGGCAGUGCACAAGGACUGGGAGAUUCUCCAGACCAACCUGCCAGACUCCAUCUCUGUGCGUGUGUACGAGGACCGAAUGGAUCUGCUGCGAGUGGCCAUUGCGGGCCCGCCAGACACCCCUUACCACCUCGGGCUCUUUUUCUUUGACAUCUGGCUUCCACCCGACUACCCUGCUGUGCCUCCUUCAGUGCACUACCAUUCGGGCGGCCUCAGGGUGAACCCAAACCUGUAUGAGAAUGGCAAGGUGUGCCUGUCGCUGCUCAACACGUGGGGAGGCAAGGGCACGGAGGUGUGGAACCCUGGCUCCUCCAUUCUGCAGGUUCUCGUGUCGAUCCAAGGCCUUGUGCUCGUGCCACGGCCGUAUUUCAACGAGGCAGGGUACGAGAGGCAGAGGGGAAGUGCAGAGGGGGAGAGGAACGCAGAUCUGUACAACGAAAGUGCCUUUCUGCUGUCGGCCAAAACCAUGAUCUACUCUAUUCGCAACCCCCCCAAGCACUUUGAACCUUUGGUGGCACUGCACUUCAAACAGCAUGCUGCUGACAUCCUUGCUCUGUGCGACACAUACGCUCAAGGGACCAAGGUGUGUCCACUUAAGGCUGCAAGCAAGGCAAGCCCAGCUGCUGUCAAAGACACAACAAGUUCAUCUGCUAAGGACACCGCAAGCCGACUCGAUUCUGACAGCACGAGUGGCUCCGAGGGUGUUCAGCAGCAGCAGGAGGGUUCGAUGGGACAGCAGGGAGAGGCUAGGCCUGCUGAUGCGUUGCAUAGCGGUGGUGGAGGUGAUGAUGGGUGUUCGGCUGGAUUCAAGAUAAUGCUGGGGAAGCUGUGUCCGCAGCUGGAAUUAGCCUUGGCACGGGUUUUGAAGGGAAAAUGA
Molecule: messenger RNA, 1779 nt
Organism: Closterium sp. Naga37s-1
Lineage: Eukaryota; Viridiplantae; Streptophyta; Zygnematophyceae; Desmidiales; Closteriaceae
Source: the annotation of a GenBank genome assembly